Penicillium pulvis is the source of this 1761-nucleotide messenger RNA. RefSeq names its product SAP domain protein. The transcript has a single exon. NCBI's taxonomy places the organism in Eukaryota, Fungi, Ascomycota, Eurotiomycetes, Eurotiales, Aspergillaceae. The record is from RefSeq and is a predicted model, not a curated record. Bases 1 to 1761 code for a protein of 586 amino acids.
AUGACUGAUUACUCCUCAUGGAAGGUCGCUGACCUGAAGUCAGAGCUGAAGAAUCGUGGUAUCCCCCAGACUGGCCUCCGCCUCAAGCAACAGAUCAUCGACAAGCUACUGGAGGAGGAUGACAAGUCGCAACCUGAAGGAAAUGGUGUCGCCUCUGAAUCUGAGCCACAGCCUCAAGCUGAAGAAGCACGAGAAUCUGAAGCUGAGCAGGCACCUGUCCCAGAGAUCGCCCCUGCGGCGCAAGAAUCGCAACCUGAACCCACACCCGAAGAACCCCAAGAGAAACCUGCAACACAAGAAGAACCCGCUGAACCCACUCCUACACGCGUCGAAGAGAAGCUUGAGGACGAGGCAGCCACGGAACCUCAAGUAGAUGUUGAGAAGCCGGUUGAGGAGGAGAAAACAAUUGAAGAUGUGGAAAUGAAACAAGCUACGGCGCCUGAGGAAAAGGUUGAAGCGCAACCGGCCGAGGAGGUUCCCGAGGAAGCUGCGGAGCCCACCAAAGAUGCUGAACCUUCAAUGCUGCCCCUUCCCCAGACAUCCGAGGCAAAUACGGGAUUCUCUACCCCUCUUCCCAUUGAAGAGGCGCUGGAGGAUAAACGCAAGCGCAAACGUCGCAGUCAAAGCCCCGUCCCUACACCAGAAGCGAUCGCAAACAAGAAAGCUCGAGCACAGGGAGCUAGCCCCGACGUUCUUAUGGAAGAAGAUCACGAGGUUUCUACUCAGGAGAAAGACACCGUGGAAUCUACCGAGGAGCAGAGUGCACCUGCAGCUAAGCAAGCCCCGUCAGGGCCUCAUAAGGAUGCGCGCUUCCGGGGUCUCUUUGCACCCACCCGCCCAGCUGCGGACAGAAUAUCUCCUCCGCCUCCGGCUGGUGAUGUUACAAUGGAAGACGCAGAAGUCGAGCCAGCCUUGCACCCCGCUACAGCUGCCCUCUACAUUGAUGGAUUGAUGCGCCCAAUGCAGCCACAAGCACUCCGCAACCACCUGGUCAGCCUCGCAACUACACCUGGGUCCGAGCCCGACCCCAGCGUAGUCCAGGACUUCUUCCUCGACUCCAUCAAAACCCACUGCUUCGCAGGAUUCACCGACCUUGCCGCCGCAUCACGAGUCCGCGCCGCCCUACACAAUACUAUAUGGCCCAACGAGCGCAACCGCAAGAUUCUCCGCGCCGACUUCAUCCCUGAAGACCAAAUCAAAGAAUGGAUUCAAACAGAGGAGUCAUCCCGCAACCGUUCUGGCCCGCCUGUCCGCUGGGAAGUGCGCUAUGAGUCCACGGAGGAUGGUAUGCGUGCCAUCCUUGCAGAAUCAGAGGGGGUGAAUCCACGCGCAGCACCGCCGCGAACACGAGAAGCUGGGUUCAAUAGGACUCCACCUCUUGGUCCGCGUGGCAGUGCUACGCAGGCGCAGGCGCAGGUGGAUCGCCGGCAGUCAAAUGCCCCACUUGCACCUCCGUCGCGGCCCGGACAAGGGUUUAAACCUCUGGAUGAGAUUUUCGAAUCUACCACCACGAAACCCAAGCUUUAUUAUAAGCGUGUUGCUCGGAAGGUUGCUGACAAGCGUUUGGAUCAGUUCGAUGAAUUGUUGACCAAGGGAUCGUUCCCGCGUCGUGGGGGUGAUGAGAUGCGUCGCAUUACUUUUGAGGAUGACGAUUAUUUUGUGGAUGUGGGACCGGAAUAUGGCCCUAGAGCUCUGCAGCGACGUCAAGGACGAGGAGGACGGCCUGGAGGUGGUGGUGGUGGACGCCGUCGCGAUAACUAA